UACAAUAAAUAUGUGCCUAAAGCCUACUGUCCAAACAAGAAGGCUUUCAGAAAGCAGAAACGAGACGAAACCGAGUGGAAGAACAAGAGAAGAAAUUGGAAGGAUGGAUUUAUCCCGCCAACAAAUCUCAGCCGAUCCUCCCCAAUUUCUCCCACUAAACGAAGACGAUUCUCAGGACAUGAUUCUAUUGCAGGUACUCACGGAGGCCUCCAGUAUGUCUGCUUCUUCUCCAAUGUCUCCACCGACAUCCAAAAAGAGGGCAGAGGUGAUUGGAGAAUUGACUAAAAGGCAUUAUCGAGGCGUGCGGCGGCGGCCAUGGGGCAAAUUUGCAGCGGAGAUUCGGGAUUCGUCGCGCCAUGGUGCGCGGGUGUGGCUCGGCACUUUCAAUACGGCGGAGGAGGCCGCGGUGGCUUACGAUCGUGCGGCUUUUCAAAUGCGCGGAGCGAAAGCGUUGCUUAAUUUUCCUCCCGAGUUCGUGAUUGGUGGCGGAGAGUUGGAGAAGGAGGGGGCAGGGUUUGUGGAGAGAGUAGGGAAGAGGAAAGAGGCGGAGUUUCGGGAUUUGGGGGCCGAUUACUUUGGGAAGUUGAUGAGGGUUUAUGAGGGUUGAGGAUGAAGAAUUAGGGUUUUAGAGCUAUCUUCGAGUCCACUGAUAUGCGGGUACGUGGUUUUAAGGAAACGCGCUUGCUUUCUCAGGUAAUACAUGAGAAUAUUCUUCUUAUGUUAUUUCGUGCUAUUCGGGUGUUAUUAUAAUAGUAUUGAUGUGUUAUUGUGUUA
Phalaenopsis equestris is the source of this 774-nucleotide messenger RNA. RefSeq names its product pathogenesis-related genes transcriptional activator PTI5-like. The record is from RefSeq and is a predicted model, not a curated record. The coding region runs from base 11 to 607 and encodes 198 amino acids. Gene Ontology annotation, biological process: ethylene-activated signaling pathway; regulation of DNA-templated transcription. Lineage: Eukaryota; Viridiplantae; Streptophyta; Magnoliopsida; Asparagales; Orchidaceae. Gene Ontology annotation, molecular function: DNA binding; DNA-binding transcription factor activity. The transcript has a single exon.